UGGUCACCGAAGCUUGAAUUUCCUCCGUCUUCCAAACCCGCUUGUUAGUCGAGAAGGUUAGGUCGCCCUCGAGAAUGAAUAAAUUACAGAGAGUAGCGAAGAAAAUGGCGAAAGAAAUUCCAAGGAGAUUUGCUGUGUUGCUCGAGAGCUGGAAACGAGUGCGACUCGGAGCGUAGAAGAGAGGGACGAAGAAAGCAGUUCUCCUCCUACUUUCAUUCAAUUCUCAAGAAUCACGCAUCUCUCUCUCUCUGUCUUCACCUAAAAAAUGCCAGCUUCUGAAGAUAGAAGGGGGAAAUGGAAACGGCGGAAGCGAGGGGGAUUAUCGGCGAGGAAACCGAAGCAGGAGGAGGAAGAUAUGGAGGAAGAGGACGAGGAGAACAAUAACAACAACGACGAGAUGGAGGACGUUGAUAAUGCCGACGAGCUUCAGCAGAACGGCGGCGCAACUCCCGAUCCGGGACCCGGUAUUGGCGAGUUAGUAGAAGAUUGCGGUACUCGUAUCUCUGAUUUCCCGGCGGUGGUCAGGCGCGUGGUGAUCCGGCCACACGCGUCUGUAACGGCUGUUGUGGCGGCUGAGAGAGCUUGUUUGAUAGGGGAGACUAAAGGGCAAGGCUCGCUUCCGGCUCUGGAGAAUAUCUCGUAUGGGCAAUUGCAGGCGUUAUCUACUGUACCGGCUGAUUCUCUGACCCUUGAUCUUGAGAAGAAUUGGUUUGCACCAAACACAGUGGAUCGGCUUGAAAGACAAGUAGUCCCACAAUUCUUCUCUGGAAAAUCGCCAAAUCAUACACCUGAAAGUUACAUGGAGUUCAGGAACGCCAUCGUUUCAAAAUAUAUGGAAAACCCUGAGAAGACACUGACGAUUUCUGAUUGCCAAAGAUUGGUAGAUGGUGUGGACGCUGAAGAUUUCGCUCGUGUUUUCCGUUUUCUUGAUCACUGGGGAAUAAUCAAUUACUGUGCCACUACGGAAUGUCAUCCUGGGCCUUCUAGGGAUGUGUCAGAUGUUAGGGAGGAUACAAAUGGUGAGGUCCAUGUGCCAUCUGCUGCUCUAACAUCUAUUGAUAGUUUGAUCAAAUUUGAUAAGCCUAACUGUAGACACAAGUCAGCCCAAGUCUAUUCGUCGUCCUUGUCAUGUUCCGAUGGUGACCUCCCUGACUUGGACAUCAGGAUUCGUGAACACCUAUGCGAGAAUCAUUGCAACCAUUGUUCUCGACCGCUUCCAACUGUAUACUUCCAAUCGCAAAAGAAGGGGGAUAUACUCUUAUGCUCUGAUUGUUUUCACAAUGCAAGAUUUGUUGUCGGACAUUCUUGUAUUGACUUUGUAAGAGUGGAUACAUCCAAAGAGUAUGGAGAUCAAGAUGGAGACAAUUGGACUGACCAGGAAACUCUCCUGCUUCUCGAAGCUGUGGAACUCUACAAUGAGAACUGGAUUCAGAUUGCGGAGCAUGUUGGUUCCAAGUCAAAAGCUCAAUGCAUUCUUCAUUUUCUUCGAUUACCUGUGGAGGAUGGUCUUUUAGAUGAUGUUGAGGUUCCAGGUGUAACUAAUUCGGCAAACCUUACAGUUGGAUAUGACCACAAAGGAACAGAUUCAAAUGGGGCUUUACCUGGAUCUUCUGAGCAAGAUUCUGACACUGAGAUCAAACUUCCUUUUGUGAAGUCUCCGAAUCCGGUUAUGGCAUUGGUUUGUGAAAUUUUUUCGUUGCAGAAUUCAUUUACUCUUCUCAUUAUCCUUAUGAUCUCACCAGUUAGAGAUAUUGUUGCAUUUUUGGCAUCAGCUGUUGGACCUCGAGUUGCUGCGUCCUGUGCCCAUGAGUCCCUUGCUGUCUUAUCUCAGGAUGAUGAUAGGAUGAAAUCUGGGGGAUUACAAGGAAAAGAACACAGCUUGAUUGAUGGAGAAAAUCAGCAGCUAGAUGAAAACUCGGGAGCACAGAAAACGGCAAGCCAAAACGGAGCAGAACCACAAACUCCACUGCCACAGGAUAAGGUUAUGGCAGCCUUUAGAGCCGGUCUAUCAGCUGCAGCAACGAAAGCAAAACUGUUUGCUGAUCAUGAGGAACGCGAAAUCCAAAGGCUUUCUGCAAAUAUAGUCAAUCACCAGCUGAAGAGGAUGGAGCUGAAGCUAAAGCAGUUUGCAGAGAUUGAAACAUUGUUGAUGAAAGAAUGCGAACAAGUAGAGAAAACCCGCCAGAGAUUCGCAGCAGAGCGAGCACGUAUGCUCUCCGCAAGAUUUGGAUCACCCGGAGGAAUCUCUCCACAGACGAAUAACAAUAAUAACCUACAAGGCAUGUCUCUAUCCACAGGUGGUAACAACAUCAAUUCUCUCCUCCAGCAGCAGCAACAACAGCAAGUCUCAGCUUGCUCUUCUCAACCAAGCAUCAUCCCAGGAUUCAGCAACAACCCACAAGUUCAUGCGCAGAUGCAGUUCAUGGCACGCCAACAACAACAACAACAACAAGGGUUCGCAUUUGGCCCGAGGUUGCCUCUGAAUGCGAUACAGACCAAUGCAGGGUCAACGGCUUCACCAAAUGUGAUGUUUGGCAACAACCAGCUUAAUAACCCUGCAGCAGCAGCAGCAUCCAUGAACCAACCUUCGUUUAGUCACCCGAUGGUUAGGUCUUCCACGGGUUCUGGCUCCGGGUCCGGCCUAGGCUUAAACUAAGACCCAUCAUCUCUAGCUUAUUUAGCUUAUCGGUUUCCAAAUCUUAUUUUGCCUUUGUUAUUUUGAGCUAAAGUUAUUUGCUAUGAGAGACCGUAGUGUUGUUCUAAGUUAGUGUCUUGUAGUAUCGAAACUUUCUGAAAUCAUCAUUGUGAAUCAAACAGUUACCAAAAAUCUAUGUCUCUUGUCUCUCUCUUCACAAACCUUUUCUCUACCUAGUGGAAUCAUGUGAAUUCGAUAUUUUCC
Molecule: messenger RNA, 2899 nt
Organism: Thlaspi arvense
Lineage: Eukaryota; Viridiplantae; Streptophyta; Magnoliopsida; Brassicales; Brassicaceae
Source: the annotation of a GenBank genome assembly